Messenger RNA from Symbiodinium pilosum, 4914 nucleotides. NCBI's taxonomy places the organism in Eukaryota, Dinophyceae, Suessiales, Symbiodiniaceae. The record is from the annotation of a GenBank genome assembly.
AUGCAAAAAUCACUCUUAAUCUCGCUCCUCAUCUUUACUGCCAACCUGAUGAUCAGUGUUGAAUGCCAGGCGGCAGGCAACCUGUCAGGCACUUACGAUGUCGGUACUUUGACACCGCUGCAACGCCCGGAGGCGUAUGGCAACAAUCUGUUUCUGACCGAAGAAGAGGCUGCGGUUUACGCCCAGCGGAUCCAAGCUAGAGUUGCCCAGGACGCAGCUGACAGCGACCCCAAUCGCGACGCACCCGAAAAAGGUGGCAACGUUGGCGGUUACAAUUUCUUCUGGCUGGAUGUGGGUACUGGCGCAGCCAGCGUUGAUGGGAAAUUCAGAACAUCAAUCAUUACCACGCCAGCUAAUGGUCGAAUACCUGCCAUGACCCCUUACGGCGCCGCUCGCUUAAAAGGGUUUUUAGACAACUGGCAGAUCAUCUGGCGCAGCCCCGACCCGACGGCCAGCAAAAACUCUGGCGAAGCCUGGUGGCUUGAAGAAGAAAGUGGACCCUAUGACAACCUGGAACAAAGACCCCUGGCUGAACGUUGCAUCAUCGGCUCGCGCUCCACUGCCGGCCCACCGAUGCUGCCCAACAUCUACAACAACCAUAAACGCAUCAUCCAGACACCGGAUCACAUCAUGAUCCUCACCGAAAUGAAUCACGAUGCUCGCGUCAUCCGCAUGAACGCAACCCACCGUCCCGAUAAUAUAAGAACCUGGUUAGGUGACAGUAUCGGCCAUUGGGAAGGUGAAACCCUGGUCAUCGAGACAAAAAAUUUCAAACAGACACCAGCGUUAUCCGGUGCGGAUGAAAACCUUCGGGUCACAGAGUACCUCAGCCGCACAGAUGAUGGCGGCCUGUUGUACCGGUUCGAAGUCAACAAUCCGGAAAUCUGGACACAACCCUGGGGUGGUGAGUACCCGUGGGCAGCAGCUGAUGGCAAGGUUUACGAAGUUGCGUGUCAUGAAGGUAACUAUGCCUUGGGGAAUAUCAUGCGUGGCGCACGCGUGCUGGAAGCAGAUGCCAGGGCAGCCCAACUGGAACCGAUCCAACCAUGUUUAAGUCCGCGAGAACACGUGGCGUCUAAUUCCUCGGAUACCUCGGAUGCAGCCUGGGUAUUCGGCUAUGGCUCGCUGAUCUGGCGGCCUGGCUUCGAGUACCUGCACGCACAACCGGCAAUACUGCCUGGCUACACACGACGGUUCUGGCAGGGUUCACACGAUCAUCGCGGUGUACCGGAACAACCCGGACGCGUGGUUACCCUGAUUCCGGAAGCAAACGCGCGCUGUCUGGGCAUGGCCUAUCUGCUACCUCAGCAAACGGUCACCGCCACCUUUGAGCAACUCGACCAUCGGGAAAAGAACGGUUACAGCCGCAUCAACAGCCAGCUGCACCUGAACGACGGCAACCGGGUUGAAGGCCUGGUAUACAUUGCCACCGAAGGUAACUUUGCUUACCUUGGUGAAGCGCCAUUGCAUGAAAUUGCCCGCCAGAUUAUCCGCAGUCGCGGCCCCAGCGGUCACAACCUUGAGUAUCUGCAGGAACUUGCCGAGGCACUGAGGCAACUGGGUGCCGACGACCCACACGUGUUCGAGUUAGCGGCGGCUUUCUGUCCGGGUAUAUUUCUGGACUACGAGCACAAUAUGACCUGGCACAAAAUCCUGUACAAGCAGGGCUGGGUGGCACCGGCAUGGCCAAAAGAAUAUGGCGGUACCGGCUGGGACCUCAUGCAACAGUAUAUCUGGACCACUGAAACAAGCCUGGCUGGCACACCCAGCACUGCGCCGAUGGGGCUGGGUAUGUGUGGGCCAAUGCUUAUCGGACACGGCACUCAAGCGCAAAAAGAUUAUUACCUGCCGCGCAUUCUCUCUGGCGAAGAUUACUGGUGUCAGGGUUACUCUGAACCUGCUUCCGGCUCAGAUCUGGCCUCUCUGCAGCUGAAAGCCAGCAGCGACGGUGAUCACCUGGUACUCAACGGCUCAAAAAUAUGGACCACCCAUGCCCACUACGCCAACCGCAUGUUUAUCCUCGUGCGUACAGACGAUACAGGCAAGCCACAACAGGGCAUCACUUUUCUACUGCUGGAUAUGGACCUGCCCGGUAUCAGCGUUGAGCCUAUUUUGUUUGCGUCCGACACCCACGAGGUCAACCAGGUGUUCUUCGACAAUGUCCGCGUGCCUAAGGCAAAUAUUGUUGGGGAAGAGAAUCAGGGAUGGACAGUUGCCAAAUAUCUGCUCGAAUUUGAGCGCGGUGGCGGUGGCGCAGCGCGAUUCAGCGUGGGUUUACAACGCCUGCGGCAUCUCGCUGAACAAACCAACGUUGCCGGUCAGAAGCUUGCUGAUGACGAUGAUUUCAAAAACAAACUCAAUGAAACCGGGGUCAAAAUCGAAGCCCUGCAAUUCACCGAAUUCCGCAUCAUGGCGCAGAUAUCAAAAGGCGGCAGCCCAGGUCCGGAGUCUUCCAUCAUGAAAACCCUGGGCGCCGAUAUGAGCCAGUAUCUAUCCGAACUGAUGGUGGAAGCACUGGGAUUCUACGCCAGUCCUCACCAGCCUGAAGCGCGAGAAGUCGGUCAAAACACACCCGCUGUUGGUCCUGCAUCAGGAGUCGCUGCGUUUCCCCGUUAUUUCAACUAUCGCGCCUCUUCCAUUGCCGGCGGCAGCAAUGAAGUGACAUUGAAUCAGACCGCAGCAGACCUGCGCACAGACAACAUUCUCAACGGCCGCGCACUGCCGAUUCUGUUGAAGAUGGCCACACCCAACGCCAUCGCUUUUCUGGUCCAGGCCAGCGUCAGCAUGACUGAAGUCUGGUACGUGGGCCAGUUGGGGACCACGUCGCUGGCUGCCAUGGCGUUUGUGUUCCCCGGUUUGAUGCUGAUGCAGAUGCUCUCCGGUGGCGCAGUGGGUGGCGCAGUCGCCAGUUCUAUUGCCAGAGCCAUGGGCUCAAAGCAAAUCCACCGCGCUCAGGAACUGAUCUGGCACGCACUGUUCAUAGCCGUGUGCGCUGGCUUGUUCUUCGCAGCAAGUUUUGCACUUUUGGGGGAGUCUUUAUUAAUGGCCAUCGGCGCACAGGAUGCGGUGCUGGAUGAGGCUCUGGCUUACGGAUACGUCAUGUUUGGCGGCUGCAUCAGCAUCUGGCUCAUGUCGCUGUUAUCCGGUGUAUUCCGCGGCCUUGGCGAAAUGCGUUUUCCCGCACUGCUGAUGGCCGGCGGCGGCAUCGUUCAGGUGAUAUUGUCCGGCACCCUGGUACUUGGAUGGUUUGGCGCGCCAAAACUGGGCAUUCUUGGUGCCGCGCUUUCAGUGGUCACUGUCGCCACGCUCAACACCUGCAUUGCCGUAAACAAACUAAGCAGUACAACGCUGAGUAUCCAACUCACCCGCUCUGCUGCCAUUCUGAAACCCGAACUGUUUGGCGACAUUUUCAAAGUCGGCGCGCUGGCGUCACUAUCGCCGGUGCUUACGGUGAUGUCCAUCAUGAUUGUUAAUGGCGUGAUCAGCCGUUUCGGCGACGCCGUGGUUGCCGGCUACGGCAUCGGUUCAAGACUUGAGUUCCUGCUGAUCCCGAUGGUGUUUGGAUUCGGCGCUGCCAUGAACACCAUGGUGGGCAUGAAUGUCGGGGCAGGCAAUGUGCGCCGGGCAGAGCAUAUUGCUUUUGUUGGCGGUAGUGCCGCCGCCGCGCUCACAGGCAUUAUCGGCGUGACCCUCGCAGUUUUUCCGGAAGUCUGGGUCAACAUCUUUUCCAACGAUCCGGACACCAUUGCUGCUGGCGCACAGUACCUGCAUUAUUCAGGUUGGGCAUUUGCAUUUCAGGGUCUGGGUUUGUCUUUAUACUUCGCCUCUCAGGGUGCCGGUACUGUCGUGUGGCCGGUCGUCGCAAACUUCAUCAGAUUCGGCAUCGGUGCAGGUGGCGCCGCCCUUGCUGUACUCGUGUUCGACGCGGCAGUGGAAUGGGUUUUCAUCUACCUUGCAUUAGGCAUGGCGCUUUAUGGCAUAGAUGGCCUCGCCAUUAUCAGUCUCAAUCGACCAGAUACCCUUAACGCUCUGAGCCCGAAUAUGUUUGUGGAGCUUCGGGAACACGUGGAUAACAUAGCCGCAGACACAGACAACAUUGGUUGUGUGAUACUCCGUGGCGAAGGCAGAUCUUUUUCUGCGGGAAACGAUCUGAAAGCAAUUCAGGCUGGCGAACGCGCACCCAGCGCGCACUUUCAGGCGGAAACAUUAGAUGCCAUCGAGCAAUUACCACAACCGGUCAUAGCCGCGGUACAGGGACACUGCUACACAGGAUCUCUGGAACUGGCAAUUUCAUGUGACCUGAUGAUUGCCGGCGACUCGGCAAAGUUUGCCGACACCCACGGCAAGUGGGGUAUGUCUCCGACCUGGGGCAUGAGUCAGCGGCUACCUCGGCGCAUUGGCUUGCUGGCCGCAAAAGAAAUGAUGUUUUCCGGCCGUGUUAUCGGCGGAGAAGAAGCCGCAAAUCUGGGGCUGGCCAACCGCUGCGUGCCUGAUGAGGAACUCCUGGAUGCUGCAAUUGAAAUGGCACAAACGUUCCUGGCCAAUUCAUGGUUCACCUUGCGCACCGAUAAAAUGCUGGUUAAUGGUGGCCUGCAGCAUACGCUGGCAGACGGCCUGGCAUUUGAACGUGAAAACAGCCCCGGCGCCGGUCCUGAUAUGGCUGAGCGCCUGGCGGACAUUCCAGUCCGCCACUGCAUAAACGCCAGCCUGAGUAAGACAGCCCUGCACGUGGCGUCCUUGCGCAACGUCUCGCCAUUCAAUGUGGGUGUCACCCUGAUGCCCUACCCGGCAGACCUGCAGACGAACGGGCCUGCCUAUUCGGCGCGCCUGACCUCGAUCCACAAAGCCAAGCCAUUGUUGAUACGAAUAGCUGCCAUCACGCCGCAACACCCCGACGGUUUCGCCGCGGGUUGA